Molecule: messenger RNA, 3151 nt
Organism: Vespa velutina
Lineage: Eukaryota; Metazoa; Arthropoda; Insecta; Hymenoptera; Vespidae
Exons: 4
Coding region: 1519-2121 (200 amino acids)
Source: RefSeq, a predicted model, not a curated record
AAACCUUUAAUAAAUCCAAGCUGAACGGAAUCGUUCUCAAGCGGCUCGAAUUGGUAGUAGACAUAUUGUUCCUACCUCCCCACUCCACGACCACUUGGCUCAGCGUUUCUUCCUCGUUCGUUACAGGCAAGCACAGCUGCACAAAGCUUUACCUAUUGAAAAUCACGAUCACGAUUUAUCGUCUCUAAUUAUUAUUUUUCUUCGAAACUUUUUACUUUUUAGCAUAAGCAGGCGCUUCGGCGUCCGAUAAUUCCAACAUUAGAACCGAAUAUCAAUUCUAAAUCGAUAAACGUGAGGUUCUCCUUUCGUAUGAAAUACGCUUGGGUAGGAAGGUAACUGUUUUCUAACAAGGGUAUAGCCCGACCAACAUUUAAACGAGUGUGGGUAGGUACAGGACUGGCCCAAGUUAUUCGUUCGGCUCAUUUACUUUAGAAUUCUUCUUUUCUAUUAGUGCUACAAUUAUUUUGAUUUAAUACCUUCUAUAAUCCUUAUCUAUUUUGAUCAAAAAAAAAAAAAAAAAAAAAAAAAAAAAAAAAAAAAAAAAAAAAAAAAAAAAAAAAAAAAAAAAUCUUUUUUAGACUACAAGAAGCGUUUCCUAUAUUAUACGUUCCAAAGAUAUGUUUUUUAAUUGUUCAAGAAAAGUCUUUAACACAGGAGGCCAUAAUAUACUUGAUCAUAAACCUACAUUCCCAAAAUAUAUAGCUUCUAAUGCCUUCGAGACAGAUCGAUGAUAUUAUAUUUAUUUGAAAUGUUACAGUAUUCUAACGCGUUAUCUUUUCUCACUUGUAUUAACUGUAGAAUUUUCACGCUCUAUAAGAUCAACAAGAUAUCUCUGAUUAUUAUAUUGCUUCUUAUCUCCGUUGGACCCAAACAUUCGACGACGAGUCAAUUGUAUCUACAUGAGCCAUCUUCGUACGUUUUUCAUGUUUUUCUAGCGUUAUAUGUCUUUUUAACAAAUUCCAUCGCUAUGCCGAUCGUUAUCGUGACGAAAGCAGCAUGCGCCGUAUGACCGUCAGUAAUUUCUACUGCAUUCAAUUGAAUUACAUUACACCGUAAUACGAGAUAUUAUAUAAUUUUUGUAUAUUUGCUUGAAUAUAACUUUGUACUUUUGUACCAUAUACAUGUACAUGGCACUGUAAAGUAUGAGAAAUUUAAUAUCAAGUUACUUCAAAGACAUUUGAAUAUUAAUAAAAAAUAUGAUAUUUACCAUACAACAACAAAUGUUGGAACUGUUCCAAGAUUAAUCAAGUUAUCAAUAUCUGUUAAACCUCGACAGUACAUAAUUUCAAAAAAAUUAACUGAACAAAUCAAAUGUGUUAGGUAAUACAGGCCGUGUAAUGACAAUUGUCUAGCCAAGAUAACAUCAGUAUAUACUUGGUCGUUUUGUGUAUCCUACUACGGGUCUACAGAAAUGUUCCUCCGUCACUGCAUCACGUGACAUGUCUCUCUCUACCCAGCCAAGAUAGAAAUGGGCUGGCUGUUUGGGAGAUUAAAGACCUCGAGAGUUCGUUGGGUAGCAUGGGCAUUCUCCGAUCAAUGAAAAUCCAGAAAAAUAUUGGAUUCCGAGGAGAUUUAACACGUGUUAAAUUCGGUGAAGGAGUGCGAGAUUGGUUUCGAACUUUAAAAGAUCGUCUGUUAGGAAGGAAAUCUGAAUAUAACGAUUCAGAAAAUGGAGAAAUGAUAAAUCUCAACAAAGCUGAGAUACAAGAUCGCGUUCGUAACUCUGGUGGAUUCUUUGUAGAUUUGUCUAAAAUAACAUUUGAUCCGAAAUACGAUAUCGGAUUUCGUAUUGGUCGUUGGUAUUUCAUUCGAAUGGGAGACACAAUUAAUAAUGAAUUUGUUUAUAAUGAUUCGAGGGAAUGGGAUAUGCCUUCUUCAUUCAUGCCUGAUCAAUCAACGCAUCAAUUAUCCGAUAAUGAUUGGUCAAAUGAUAAUUAUAACAAUAUAUUCAAGACCAUGUUGUCUCCAUCAACCACGGAAACUACAUUUUCGACGGAGCAAACCAUAACGGAAAGUGAUGCAAUUGAAAGUUAUACUACCGAGGCAUCUGUGAUACUACUGGAAAACAACGAAACUGAAUCAAUAGGCAAUUCAGCUUCUGUUGAAGUUAUAUUCCCGUAAUAAAGUAAUCUUAAAUCUAUAAUAUACAUCUGUCAAUUAUUAUUUGCUUAUUAUUUUCUAUAUAAUUAAUUAUAUAUAAAAAAUUAUACAUAAGAUGAUGUUUAUUAUCAAGAAGAACACUAUUUUAUUUCAUAAAAUUUAUCAUAAUUAUUAUCUCAAUAUUAUUGUUCAAAUUAAUUAUAACAAUUUUUAUGUUGAUGUUAUGGACAUUGUGGCCUUCCUGAUGUGUAGUGGGUUUACUGCAAGAUAAAUGAUCAUAUUAAAAUUAAGCACACGAAAAUACUAUGAGAAGCUGGUUAGAAUUGCAAAGGAGUUACUAUAUCUAUAAUCACACUUUGUUUAAGCCAAGCCAAACCAAGCCAAGCCAUAAGCCAAACAAAAGAAUUAUUUAUUGUUAUAAAUUUAUGCAAUAUAAGAAAAGAAUAAGCAAAGUUAGAUUCAUUCAAGUCAGCAUGAUUUAUUUUAAUGAGGGGCUUUUAUAUUAUUGUAAAAGUAGAUUUAUAUUACUAUUACACUUCUAAGUUGAUUACUAAAUAUGUUAGCAAGUAAAGAAAAUAAUUAUUAAUUAUAAAUAAUAUUAAAACACACAUUUUUCUUUUUUUUUUUUUUUUUUUUAGAUUAAAACAUACUCUUCAUACGUUUAGCUAUCUAAUAAAUUAUCUAGUGAUUUACAAAUCAUGUAUUAUAAGUAUUGAAACUUCUACAGCAAAUUUGUAGUUAUUUAAGAAAGCAAUUGAAAAGAUACAUUUCAAAUAAAAUCAAACAAUAUGAAAUACUAAUUAAAAUCAUAAUCAUAUCAAACACAAUAGAAUUUGAGAUUACAUGCUGACCAUAUAUAAGCGUCAGAAUAAGAGACUAUUCCUUCUUGAGGUUUGUAGUGCAAAUGAUGAGCAUUUGUCUACUUUCUCCCCUAGAAAGUAAAUAAAAAGCAUAUUCCACCAUAGCAUGCAUGAAAGAGAAUAAACGACCAUAUAAACAAUUGUUGUGAUAUUAAUUUAAAGUAAUAGAACUUUAAUAAAAAAUCAUAUAC